AUGGCUACCACCAUCGAGGAGGCAGAAGACAGAGCUGCGAGGAGGGAGGCUCAAGCUCUGGCCAGAAGAGACAGAGAGCAGCAGCGGGCUGAAGAGAUCCAGCUGGAAGCCACUUCCGCCAUAGCUGGUGACUCCCAGCCCAGCCGCAUCAGUGCAAACCCCGGGUGCUCAUCUGCCAGUUCCGGACAUUCCACCACCGGCCUCUCAGCCCCUCCAAUCCCCUUUCAAACCUCCCACGGUCUUCAGCUGCCUGACUCUCCUCGAAUACCAACUAGGAGCCCGCCUGCAGCACCGGCCCAACAUAUUCGAGGUCUCCAGUCGUCCUCUAGCCCUUCCUCCACCAGACCCAUGGCAUCUGUUGCUCCCCCGGCCAAAAGAGCCAAAAAAGGAUGUGGAAUGUGCAGAAAGGUGGAUCCACCCGGCCAAGGAAAGACGGUGCCAUGGGUCCAGUGUGACACCUGCCACAGCUGGUUCCAUUGGGUCUGCGUGUCAUGGGAGGAAGGGCUAGGGGAUUUUAUUUGUUUUUGGUGCCGAGACAUGUAG
Knipowitschia caucasica is the source of this 543-nucleotide messenger RNA. The record is from the annotation of a GenBank genome assembly. NCBI's taxonomy places the organism in Eukaryota, Metazoa, Chordata, Actinopteri, Gobiiformes, Gobiidae.